AUGUUCGCUGAAAGGUUGGGCUACGCAGACUGCCUGGGGUGGUCUUGCCGCGGAGGUUCGGAACCGUUGCCAUACGACGACUCGGGCCUUGCGCAGGUGGCUUGGGUCCGGAGUUCGGAAGGCCUGCCGGAUGCUGUGGAGCUCUUUGUGAAGAGACCCGGGUUGGAUCCGCUGACAUCUGCCACUCGAAAGGAUCUGCACAUAGACUGGACGGGAUUGGAAAGAAGGACCUAUUCUGUGCGACUCCUCUACAGCGAGGUUCAAACGCCCACUGGCCCGAAAGCUCUUGAUGCGAUCGCAGAACGAGCCCCUGUGGUCGAAGGUGGAAAUCCCGCUUGUUGGCGUGGCGGCUUCACCUUCGAGCGUUGCUGCCGGGACUCGGACGAUUCGUGCUGGGAUUCCUCGUUUACCUUCGAUCGGUGUUGCAGCCUGACAGCUGUGAAGCGCUACGCGGACUUCAACUUCAAGCCGCCCCAGAAGCCUCACUACGAGCUGUUGCACCUCGAGCGUGACAACAAACCUCGGCUUGGACCCGUGCAGGAUGACGAAGCACUUCUGCUCUACAGCUUGGUUCGUGCAUUGCGUCCUCGAACAAUCGUAGAGUUUGGAACAUCCAACGGUUUCAGCGCGCUGAACUGGAUGCAUGCAAUCGCAGAGGAUCCAGAUGCUCGGGUCUUCAGCUACGACAUACUGCCGUACCCUGCAGCACGGGCACUGGAGGACUCCGACCCACGUUUCCUCUUCCACCAGAAGAGUCAGGCCGACUUUGAGCCAGCAGAUGUCGAUGGCCGGCCGAUAGACGUGGCUUUCUUCGAUGCUGGCCACCUCAUCGAGUACAGCUUGAAAGCUUUCGAGCGGCUGCGUCCAGCCCUGGCUCCGAAUGCCUUGGUCGCCGUGCACGAUACGGGUUUGCAUGUCCGGGACUUCGGCUCUGGUGCGCCUCCAGAGGCCGAGAUCGGAGAGCUUGACAACGGCUCGGAAGCUGCCGAGGCUUCGCCGUGGCCCGCGGCGGGGGCAAAACCCGGUCCCUCAAAGCCUCGAGGGCGGAAGCCGGACUCAGGCCGAGGAGCCGAGACUUCCCCACGGCUCGCAUCCAGUGCCACAGCCAGUGCCCAGUGCCGCAGCCGUCCAAGGUUUUCGGUCCUGGCGCAGCAGCUGGAGAAGGUGGCUGCCGCAAAAGGAAAAGGCAGCAUGGACCGGAAGGUCGAGCUUCUCAAGGAGCUGUUCGAUCAAUCGUCUUUGGACGACGCCAAAGCAUUGUUAAAGCUGCUAACUCGGUGGGGGCUUCACGGCUCAGCCCAGCUGCGAGUGGGGUCAGCGGUGUUGCAGGCGGCGGUUGCAGACAUGCAGCUCCGUACCGAAUCUGCUGAGGACACCUUGGCCAAGUGGCUAGCCACCGGCGAGGUGGCCGACAUCGCAGAGGGCUGGCAAAGGCUUCUUGAGCAAGAGCCUCGCUCACAGAAAGCCUUGGCCAAGUUCGAAGACUUCACUGUGCAACAGGCUUGGGAAGAGAUGGGCAAGUUCACUGAGAUCGAAGACAAGGGAGCCGUAGCCCGGCGCACGGCUCUGGCGGCGCGUGUGGCGAGUGGCUGCGGCCGCCGGUGUCCGGCUGGUGCAAAGUAUGCCUGCCGGAUGCUGCAGAAAGGAAAGAGCCUUGGCAUCGGGGCCUCGGAUAAGACUGUGGCUCUGGCCUUCACGAAGCAUUCGAAGCUUUCUGACGGUGGAAGGUUGCUGGAGAUGCUUGAGCUGAAUCCUGAUAUCGACGCAGCAGUCGAGAACAUAAAAAACGGCAGUGCUGUGGGGACGGGUUCGCCAAAGAGCAGCGCCCGCGCCGCGCACCUGUGGUGGCCAAUCUCACCCUCCACCGCAAAGCCGGCCAAAAGCAUCGACGAGGUCCUUGCAAAAGUCAACGCAAAGGGCGCCCCAUCCGGCUGGAGGGCUGAGUGGAAGUACGACGGCGAAAGGUUGCAGAUCCACGCCGAUCAACGGCGAAGGAAGAUCCGCUUCGAGUUGUUCUCCAGAAACUUGAAGAACGUCACCGCCCGCUUCCCGGAGAUUGCAGAGAGCCUGAAGGCCUGUCCCUUCGAAACCAUCAUUCUCGAUGCAGAAGUUGUGGCGGUUGAUGGCGACAAGAUCCUUCCGUUUCAGAUCCUGUCGCGACGGCCGCGGGAGGCCACACCGGACUCAAAGCGGUCGGAUGUUGCCUUCUUUGCGUUCGACUGCCUGUUCUUGGACGGCAAAUCGCUGUUGCGAGAGCCGUUGGCGAAGAGACUUGAACUGAUGCAAACAGCAGUCACGCCUGCCAGCGCGAGCAGCCGCCUCAAGUUUGCAGAGGGCACGAGCUUCCAAACCCAGAAAGAGCUGCAGAAGGCACUGGAUGUGGCCAUCAAGUCCUCGACAGAAGGGCUGAUGCUCAAGCAGCUGGAUGCUAAAUACGAGCCAGGAAUCCGGACCUCGAAAUGGUUAAAGCUCAAGAAGGACUACCUGGACAGCGCGCUCAGUGAUUCCAUUGAUGCUGUGGUGGUGGGAGUCAAGCGUGGGAAUGGGAAGCGAAGCAGUGUUUACGGAUCUUAUCUACUGGCCGUCAGGCAGAGCGAUGAUGCGGAGGCCACUUACCAGACUUUGUGUGCGACUGGCACGGGCAUGACCCAUCAGGAGCUUCAGGACUACUACGACCUUUGCCGGCCCUUAGUCGCUGACGGCUGCACCGUGCCUGCGCGAUUGCAAACUUCCUGGUCUGGUUCGAAGCUCUCCGAGUGGCAGUGGAUCUCCGACAUCUCCAAGGCUCCAGUGAUGGAGAUAACUGGAGCUGAUCUGACAGUCUCUCGCAUGCAUUCUUGUGCUGCUGGACUCUUGCGGGGCAUCGGUGCAGUGAAGGAGAGCGGUCUGGCUCUUCGCUUUCCACGCGUCUUGAGACUGCGGGCUGCGGAUGACAAGACCGCCGCGCAGGCGACGACAGCGGAGCAAGUGCUCGACAUGUACCAGAAGCAGCCAGGGGCGAGCGCUGGUACACCAAAGCGCGGAAGGAAAAGGUCACUCACGGGCGUGUUGCAGAGACUGAAGUUGCCAAAGGCCGUGCCAGCGAUCUUGCUUGAGUGCAUGCACACGUGGGCACUUGCCACUUGUCUCUCAGCUCUUGGGUUUGCCACUGAGGCUAUCGAUUCCGUGACUGCCAAGGCCAGAGAAUCACAGAAAGAGACAGAAGACCGACGAACCUCGACAACGUUCGUGACAGUUGAAACCGAUGUGCAUGGGUACUGUGUCGGCCGAGCUCAUCGCCCGUCCGAAAGGCCCCAGUACUGCAGAAGCGAAAGAGAUUUACUGUGUUGUCGUUGGUGUUACGACAGGCAAUUCGUCUCCGAGGUCGGCAGACAAGCUUCUAGGACAUAG
Symbiodinium sp. CCMP2592 is the source of this 3390-nucleotide messenger RNA. Lineage: Eukaryota; Dinophyceae; Suessiales; Symbiodiniaceae. The record is from the annotation of a GenBank genome assembly.